Molecule: messenger RNA, 1957 nt
Organism: Punctularia strigosozonata HHB-11173 SS5
Lineage: Eukaryota; Fungi; Basidiomycota; Agaricomycetes; Corticiales; Punctulariaceae
Product: DUF453-domain-containing protein
Exons: 5
Coding region: 24-1220 (398 amino acids)
Source: RefSeq, a predicted model, not a curated record
GUGGCAGAUGUCCUAGGCGAACGAUGUCAACGGUCCCCAACCCACUCCCCGCCUCCUUCCUACGAGGCGGCACCUCCAAAGGCAUCUUCAUCAACGCGAAACACCUCCCCGCCGACCGUGCUGCUUGGGCGCCCAUCUUCCUCCGCAUCAUGGGCUCUCCGGACCCGGAACACGGCAGACAGCUCGACGGCAUGGGCGGAGGCGUCUCGAGCCUCUCCAAGGUUUGCGUCGUCGGCGCUCCAACGCCGGAGCAGAAAGGCGAAGUAGACGUGCAGUACACAUUUUGUCAGGUCGGUAUACGUGACGCGACCGUCGACUACUCGGGCAACUGUGGCAACCUAUCCAGCAUGAUUGGCCCCUUCGCCGUCGACACCGGCCUCGUCUCGCGUACGAAUGAUCUCAAGCUCACGCACGACGAUGCUAAAGGCAUAACUCGCGCAACCGUCCGCACUUUCAAUACCAACACGCAGAAGCGGAUCGACUGCACCUUCCCAGUGUCCGUCUCCUAUCCCGGCCUGGGACCGGAACGCCUCAGCGCGCAGCUCGACCUGCCCCAGACGUCUAUCGCCGGCGUCCCCGGCCAAGCGUCUACCAUCACGCUGGACUUCAUGGCCCCCGGCGGGGCACGGACGGGCAAACUCCUACCAACGGGGAACUCCGCCGAAGACCUCACCCUCUCGGACACAAGCCUUCCUUCCGUUCGGGUUUCGCUCGUGGACGCAACCAACCCAACUGUCUUUGUCGCCGCCUGCACCCUCUCGAAGACCCUGUCCGCGCCCGCGGACCAACCGAUCGAUUACGCCAGCCUAGGCGUGCUCGAGGUGCUCGAGCUCAUCCGCUCUGCGGGCGCGCGAGCUAUGGCUCUGGAUCCCACUGCGCAGGCGCAACCCAAGAUCGCCGUGCUCAGCGCGCCGGUACCGGGAGAAGCCUCCGACGCGCAUAUAGUCGUCCAUGCGCUAUCUAUGGGCGUGCUACAUCGUGCUGUGCCAAUGACUGUGGGUCUCUGUCUGGGCGUCGCUGCAAACAUCGAAGGCACCGUUGCCCACCGGAUCGUCAACUCGUCACUUCAGUCGUCAGCACCAAACACAAAGAUCGUCAGGAUACGCCAUCCUAGUGGCAUGGUUGACGUAGGGGCAGAGUUCGACGCAGACGGCGAGGUGACGAGCGCGAAGGUUGUGCGAACUGGCAGGAGGCUAAUGACGGGCGAGGUGUGGUGGUAAACGAUGCAGGCUGUCAAGUGCGCAACUCUGUGAAUUCGGCUGAGACGCCGUUGUUGCAGUCCGAGCUCGUGCGGUAUAGUGACCUCCUGAAAGGCUGCGGAUAAACACCAAUUGGAUGUCGCCUUCCCACGCUCAUCCCUUAUAAAGACGGAAGUCCCGUUAGCCCCUGAUUUUCGAAAUCGUUGUCAGAGCACACUCAUGCCCCGAAGACGUUCAGCCACUAUCGCCGAGAUCCCGAUGCGGGUAGGGGCUGUGAACAAGCUUCCGGAGGAGUUACUCGGCAUAAUUAUCGCAUACGCCAUGAAGUACACGGGCCCCCAUCCUUGGGCCCCUAUGAACAGCAUCCGACAUCCACAUUUUCAAUUACGAUUUGCAAACGAGACGAAGAGGAGUAUCAUGCUAGUUAGUCGCCGGUGGAACGACAUUGCCAAAUGGCACAUGUACCGCGAGAUUUACAUCCUCGCAUCACCGGCCUUCGCGGGUCUUGGCAACAUCGCAGGCUAUCUCAAAGAACUUGCGAAUACGAGUGACAUUCACCCCCAGCUUUUCGCGAAUAGGACGCAUUCGAUUGAAUUGCACACUUCGAGCUCGUCUCCUGCGCAUGUCACGCAGAUGGCCGGGGUGUAUUUGUGUCGUAUCCUCUCUCGGGUCACCUUGAACCGGUUUGCUACGACUCUCCACGUCGGUUGUGUCCCCUGGCUACCCGUACUCGCCCACCGCAGCGCCAUGACCCUCAC